Messenger RNA from Rubroshorea leprosula, 1010 nucleotides. The record is from the annotation of a GenBank genome assembly. NCBI's taxonomy places the organism in Eukaryota, Viridiplantae, Streptophyta, Magnoliopsida, Malvales, Dipterocarpaceae.
AAGUCUGAACUUAAUAAACCAGAGACCCAAAACAACUAAAUCCAAACUGGCCUGACCUCUUUGCUAGGAAUUGUAACGGGAACAAUGACAACGACCUAUUCAUAAAUUGGAGACCAAGUACUUGCACUGACCAAAAUACUACUUGGAUAUAGAGCUUGAGCUAAUUCAAAGAAUUUUGAAUCCCAAAUGAAUCCAACAGAAAAAGUUGGAGAUUUAUUUGAACAAAGAAGGCUAAAUUGCUGCCUGUGAACAUGCAAAGACUCUUGGACACCAGCUUCACACCGUGACUUGAGGAGAGCUAGGGCUGCAGCAUCGAACAAGGUCCCAACAAGUAUCGGUGCAACCAAGGUCGUCUGUCUUGUUCUACCUUGGUUCUAGGGCAAGCUCAACAGCAUUGCACUCUGUGUACUAACAUCAAGUUUUUCAAUUGUUAGCCUUGUUGUGAAUGUUGAGAAGGGGAUUACAGCUAAGGAUGUCAAUGCUGCCUUUAGAAAGGCAGCUGAGGAGCCAUUGAAGGCAUAUUGACCAUCUGUGAUGUUCCUUUUGUGUUAAUGGACUUCAGGUGCAGCGAUGUUUCUUCUACCAUUGACACUUCACUAACCAUGGUAAUGGGAGACGACAUGGUUAAGGUGGUGGCUUGGUAUGACAUUACUAAUAGUAAUAUGAUGGAUAUUUGUAGCCAAAGGGUAGUUGAUUUGGCACAUCUUGUAGCAAGCAAGUGGCCUGGCAUGCCUGCUGCACGAAGUGGUGAUCCCUUUGACGAUUUCUGCAAGACAAACCUUGUUGAUGAAGAAUGCAAAGUUCAUUAAGCGUAGAUCAUAUGAGUUUUCUUGUCAAGAUGAAUGCUACAAUGACUAGGUUUUUGCAAAUGCUUAUUUUGUAAUGAUAGUUGCUUCAUCAUGAACAUGAUAAUCUUUUGAUAUAGCCAAAGCUAAUAAUGAGAUUGUUUCUAAUUCUAUUGCCUUUACCUCUCAAAAUAUAUACAAGAUUAAUGAAUCCAUAUUCCAAUU